Messenger RNA from Falco peregrinus (peregrine falcon), 985 nucleotides. It is a transcript of the gene PERCC1, whose product is annotated as proline and glutamate rich with coiled coil 1. NCBI's taxonomy places the organism in Eukaryota, Metazoa, Chordata, Aves, Falconiformes, Falconidae. The transcript is spliced from 2 exons. The record is from RefSeq and is a predicted model, not a curated record. The coding region runs from base 85 to 849 and encodes 254 amino acids.
UUUGCCAGCCGUCAGCUCGCUGCUCCGCUAUAAAUACUUCAGGCCCAGGUGGAGGGACAGGAAGGGGGAGCAGCACGGGAGCCUAUGCAUGGCUGGGCGGCAGCGCCAAGGGUGAGUCCAGGCCCCGGGGUGCCCCUGCGUGCUGACAUGGCGGCAGGUGUCAUCCAGCCCCUGGCUGAGCUGCGGCUGCCCUCACCCUUCCCGCACGGCCUGCUGCUGCCCGCACGCCCUGAGCCUGACUUCCCCGACCUCUCCGAGGAGGAGGAGGAAGAGGAAGAGGAGGAGGAAGAAGAGGUGGCGGAGGAGAGCAUGAGGCCAGAGCUGGCCAUCCCCAGCGCUGCUGAGACUACUCUGCGGCUCCUCAAAUUUUCGGAGCUCAUUAGCUGUGACAUCCAGCGGUACUUCGGGCGGCAGGGCCGGGACGAGGCCAUCAGCAGCCGCAGCAUGCCAGAGGACUGUGGCUCGCCCCGGAAUGUUGAGGCCCAGCAGGAGGCCACGGCACCGCGGGGCAGCCCUGGGGCCAUGCACAGGCUGGGGCCACUGGCUGAGCUCUUUGAGUAUGGCAUGCACAGGUGCCUGCCCGCCCAGGCAGCCGGCGGCAAGACGCAGCGGCUGGAGAAGAAAUAUGGCCACAUCACCCCCAUGCACCGGAGGAAGCUGCCGCCCUCCUUCUGGAGGGAGCCAGGCCCCAGCCCCACCAGCCUCCUCCAUGCCGGCACCCCCGACUUCAGCGACCUCCUGGCCAACUGGACAGUGGAGCCAGGGCCAGAGCUGCCAGAUGCCAGACAGGAGCUGCCGCCCGAGCCGGGCCAGCCAGGGCUAGAGGCCGAGCCCUUCGCUGGGCUGUGACCCCACCAUGGGCCCGGGGGCCCCCGGCCCUGCCACGUGCCACCCAGUUAAUGAUAAGCCUGGUGGCCCUGGUGCCAUUGCCAGGGCACCUAGAGCUGCCGGGUCAGAGCCGGCAAUGGAAUGAGUGAAUAAAUGA